AAUUGGCUGCUGGGGUAGGACCCUCUGGCAAGAGUUUAGACGCUUGACCCACUUAUCACCCCUUUCCGCGAACGCACCCCUUCUACUUUUAGCCUCCCCUGGGUCUCAUCCCUCACCUCUACUAUUUCCGCAGCUUUCUUCAUGUUCAAAAACGGCCCCCUGAGUUAAGACACUCAAAGGAAAUCCUUUAUUAGAAAGAAAAAACGUCCGUCAUGAUGAUGGGCAGCGCCCGCGUGGCCGAGCUGCUGCUGCUCCAUGGCGCGGACCCCAACUGCACCGACCCCACCACCCUCACCCGACCCGUGCACGACGCCGCCCGGGAGGGCUUCCUGGACACGGUGGUGGCGCUGCACCGAGCCGGGGCGCAGCUGGACGUGCGCGACGCCUGGGGCCGCCUGCCCGCGGACCUGGCUGAGGAGCGGGGCCACCGCGACGUCGCCCUGUACCUGCGCGCUGCCGCAGGGGGCAUCGAAGGUGGUAGCCACCUCGGCACAGACGCCGCGGAGGGUCCCGCAGACAGCCCCGACGUAUAGAAUCGCUGAGACGCUUUACGACAUUUCGAUCUUCAAUCAUAGAAGACAAAAAUUACCCCACCCCACCUAAUCUUUCCCUGCUUAGUUCCAAAAUAUCUUAGUUUAUGAAAUAGCGCUUUUUUAAAUCUUGGAGAACUUCUCCGCAUAUAUCCCUGCGCCUUUCCCUAAAUUUCCAUUUGUAUUUCCAUUUAUAUAUUCUUAUAAAAGUAAAAAGCAGCAACCCCA
Messenger RNA from Manis javanica (Malayan pangolin), 758 nucleotides. RefSeq names its product cyclin-dependent kinase inhibitor 2A-like. The record is from RefSeq and is a predicted model, not a curated record. Gene Ontology annotation, cellular component: cytoplasm; nucleus. Gene Ontology annotation, molecular function: cyclin-dependent protein serine/threonine kinase inhibitor activity; protein kinase binding. Lineage: Eukaryota; Metazoa; Chordata; Mammalia; Pholidota; Manidae. Gene Ontology annotation, biological process: regulation of G1/S transition of mitotic cell cycle; regulation of cyclin-dependent protein serine/threonine kinase activity; negative regulation of cell population proliferation.